Messenger RNA from Astyanax mexicanus (Mexican tetra), 2819 nucleotides. It is a transcript of the gene meis1b, whose product is annotated as Meis homeobox 1 b. NCBI's taxonomy places the organism in Eukaryota, Metazoa, Chordata, Actinopteri, Characiformes, Acestrorhamphidae. Bases 904 to 2295 code for a protein of 463 amino acids. The transcript has 12 exons. The record is from RefSeq and is a predicted model, not a curated record. Gene Ontology annotation, molecular function: DNA-binding transcription activator activity, RNA polymerase II-specific; RNA polymerase II cis-regulatory region sequence-specific DNA binding. Gene Ontology annotation, biological process: embryonic pattern specification; positive regulation of transcription by RNA polymerase II; positive regulation of cell population proliferation.
CCGGGUUUCAGCAGUCCGCUCCAGCUUCAGCGCCUUCAACACACACACACACACGCACGCACGCACGCGCGCGCACACCCACCCACCCACACACACAUACACGGAGACACAUCUACACGCGCGCGCACGCAUACACACACACACUCUCUCUCGCUCACUUGCAUACGGACGCACGCACGCGCGCAUCGCAGGCGCGCAUUGAUCGUGGCUCCUUUAAGAAAGAAAAAAAAAACUCAGGCAGAAUUAUCAGCCCACCUCCCGCUCGAGCUCAUUUAGAACCUUUUUUUCUUCUCUGCUUUUUUUGCAUAAAGAAGAAAAGAGAGACAGAGGGAGAGAAAAAAACAACUCGCGAGAGAGAGAGAGAGAGGUGCGGUAAGCGCGUACGUCGUGCUGCUCUUGAGCAUUUGAGCGGUUCUCGCGCGGCGGCGUCUGUGUGAGAGAGUGUGUGUGCGAACCGGCGGAGCCGCAACGGAGGAUCAUCAUCAUUCAUUCAGCACUUUGACAAGCUUCGCCUUUUUGACUGACAACCGGAGUGACGAUCCAGAGAGACAGAGAGAACCAGAGAAAGAGAGAGAGAAGACAAGCCAUGGGACUCGCUUGCUGUGUUUGACGCUGCGUUUCCACGUCGCACCGGUUUGGGAGCGGAGCGUCGCUCGGUGCUCAGGAGCUAUUCGCCGAAGUUGAGCGGCAAGGACCGGCCUCAUCGCGCCAGACGAGCGCUGUGGAUUUUCCCCCUUUUUACCUCUCCUCCUCCUUCUCCUCCUUCUUUUCUCCGUCUUGUUUCUCGAGCGAGCAUAGCCUCCAGUUUGGAAUUGGCGUGUGUCGUCUCCUGGUCCACGCUGGCCUCUUAUCUUAGGGAAUAUACCUCGCCUUGAUCGAGUGUGGUGAGGAGCGCGGAGGGCGAUGGCGCAGAGGUACGAAGACCUGCCCCACUACGGCAUGGACGGGGUAGGGAUCCCCACCACCAUGUACGGGGACCCCCACGGCGCGCGCUCCAUGCAGGCAGUGCAUCUAAACCACGGCGCUCAGCUGCACGCGCACCAGUACGCGCACGCGGCUCACCCCAACGCCAUGGCGCCGGGCAUGGGUAGCUCCGUAAACGACGCGCUCAAGAGGGACAAGGACGCCAUUUACGGGCACCCGUUGUUUCCACUGCUAGCACUGAUUUUUGAGAAAUGUGAAUUAGCGACGUGCACCCCCAGAGAGCCCGGGGUGGCGGGAGGAGACGUGUGCUCCUCAGAGUCCUUCAAUGAAGACAUAGCAGUGUUUGCAAAACAGAUCAGAGCAGAAAAGCCAUUAUUUUCAUCAAAUCCCGAGUUGGAUAAUUUGAUGAUUCAAGCCAUUCAAGUUUUACGUUUUCAUCUUUUGGAGCUGGAGAAGGUGCACGAGCUAUGCGACAACUUCUGCCACCGCUACAUCAGCUGUUUGAAGGGCAAGAUGCCCAUUGACCUGGUCAUCGACGAGAGAGAAGGUGGCUCCAAGUCGGACAGUGAGGAGAUCAGCAGAUCCUCAGGACCGCUUGAUCAGACCUCGUGGAACAGAGACCACGAUGACACAGCAUCCACGCGCUCCGGGGGCACGCCAGGACCUUCUAGUGGCGGACACACAUCACAUAGUGGGGACAACAGCAGUGAACAAGGCGAUGGUCUGGACAACAGCGUGGCCUCCCCCAGCACGGGCGACGAUGAUGACCCAGACAAGGAGAAGAAGAGGAAUAAAAAACGCGGCAUCUUCCCCAAAGUAGCAACCAACAUCAUGCGGGCAUGGCUCUUUCAGCACUUGACGCACCCGUACCCAUCAGAAGAACAGAAAAAACAACUGGCACAAGACACCGGUCUUACCAUACUACAAGUGAACAACUGGUUCAUUAACGCAAGAAGAAGAAUAGUGCAGCCAAUGAUCGACCAGUCCAACCGAGCAGUAAGUCAAGGAGCUCCCUACAACCCAGAUGGUCAGCCCAUGGGAGGCUUCGUGAUGGACGGCCAGCAGCACAUGGGAAUCAGACCACCUGGACUGCAGGGCAUGCCAGGGGACUACCUGUGUCACAGCGGCACGAUGGCCAUGGGCAUGGUCCAGCCAGCCUACGGCGGCCCCCAGCUCCCCCACCACUCUGGCCAGCUGCGGCCUGGGCCUCCCAUGCGUUCCUACAUUCCUGGACACCCCCAGCACUCAGCAAUGUUGAUGCAUGGAGGACCACCCCACCCUGCCAUGCCCAUGUCAGCCUCAAGCCCCCCUAUGCUUCCCCCAGGAGACCCCACCAUGGGCGGACAAGUCAUGGACAUCCACGCCCAGUAGUUUGCUACAACAAACGGACCCUCGAUACGGCCGUGCUCGAGACAGGGAACUGCGAUUGGUUUGUUUCUGGUGCUCAUCCGGCAACUAUUAUGUGCUGACUCUGCUGCAGAAACUGAAGAGCUCUGUUCUUAAGCAUGAACUGGGUUUAAGAAAGGAGCCAGCCUCUGCGCACCAUGGGACACUCACAAUGGAUGUGCCCUACACAAAGAGAGGAGAUCAAACCAAGAGAAAGAGAAAGAUUGAAAUUAUUACUAUAUCAACUCCUAAAGGGGGAGGGAGGAGGCGAAUCUGUAUACUGUUGUAAAAUUUUGGACUCAUAUGAGAACUGGGAAUUAAGUAUUGUAAAUGCUAUCGUAUUGUUCUGCAUAUUAUGUUGUUUCUAAUAGAUUUUUUUUAAAAAAGGAUGUGAACUUUUUUCUUUCCACACUAUGUGUGUGCCAUCUCCAUAGACUUUUGACCUCCUCCCUAAAUCACCUUGCGUUUAAAAGGAAAAAAAUAUGUGAAUAAAUCAAUAAUUGGUUGAA